Lates calcarifer (barramundi perch) is the source of this 1045-nucleotide messenger RNA. Its product is annotated as protein pitchfork. Gene Ontology annotation, molecular function: cytoskeletal protein binding. Bases 239 to 964 code for a protein of 241 amino acids. Gene Ontology annotation, biological process: regulation of cell projection organization. The record is from RefSeq and is a predicted model, not a curated record. Gene Ontology annotation, cellular component: ciliary basal body. The transcript is spliced from 5 exons. Lineage: Eukaryota; Metazoa; Chordata; Actinopteri; Centropomidae.
CAAAUACAUUUAUCAGACUAUAUAUAUAGACUAUUAAAAACCCAAAUAUAUUGCCAUCAAAAAUGAGAAAGGAGAGCAUCAAAACUUCACAAUUAAAGAGGAUGGCGUGAAUGUCUUUUUUUCAUAACUGUCAAAAUAGUGGCUGUAUAUUUUGUCUUUCAACGUGUCGAUCGUUUCAGCUCUCUGUAAUAUUUUGAUUGCUAAAACACAAAUAUGUGUAAUUAACGUCAACAAGGAAAUGCCAACUAUUUGCAUAAUUUAUGCGCCAACUCCGUUGCCAUGGUUACAAGUCAAAACACAGCGACUCCAGGUCGAGACGACUUUAACUGUGCGCUCGCGUAACUUUUCUUUUUCGUUCAGUUUCUGUCACUUACUUAUCCACAAGUUGUUUUCCAAAAUGUCACCAGCUCCUGCAAAGAGAAUGUUUUUUGGCAGCACUCAGGAGAGGAAACUUUUUCCUCUGCAUCAUGCACCAGACCGGCUGGGAAACCAAAUGUCACGACCGGAAGCGCCACAUGUCGGCCCUGGCUGCUAUGACAACCAUGAGUUUGGCACCAUACUUUACGACCUACAGAAGACACCUGAGAGUAAGAAAGGAUAUGGUCUCUCUGCGAGGACUGCAGCACGCUUUCCACCUCGUAGCAAGAAUGUGACCCCUUCACCUCAGCAGUACCAGCAGGAUCAAAGCCAGUCCAGACUCCCCGCUCCUGGAAAAGCACCUUUCAACUUAGCUACACAGAGGUUCAAAACAAUGUCAAGCACAGCUGAGGACAGUCCAGGCCCCGGGGCCUACGCUCAUGAUGCAGUGACAAACAGGAAAGUGAGCUGGCCAAUGUGCUUUGGGAGCCCAGACUGGUCCAGACUACCCCAGCUGGAGAAGAAGUCACUCAGAGUGAAGCUGAGCAGUGAUAAGGCAUUCCUGAAACACAGAGGCAGAGUGGCAUACCUGAGUUUGUACUAUUAACUCUAAACCCGUCAUGAUGUUGACACAUUACUUUUCUUAAGUAUUACUGUCAACAGAAGAGUGGCAUAAACAGUUUAAUAU